CCCCCAGUGGGGGAGAGCAACGGGAGAAAGCAGCUGCCACAGAUUGAGUCAACAUUUUCAACGAGCUGUCCACCACGAUCCCAAGAUCCCUUUCCUGGAACAAGAACCUCUUCCUAGUCUCUGGUUCUCUUUCAAUCUUGUCUUUUCCCAGAGAGUAGUCUCCAUCACAAGCCAGAAUAACCCACUCUUGCCUCUGAAAUACCUUCCAUGAAAGUGCCAUCAUUUGCACAUGGAGUAACGGCUGUCUGGUGAGGCUCCUUUGGACUACAGGCCAAAAAUGGAAGAGCAAGACUUGGCCAGUGUUGAAGCAGCAAGAGGCCUCAAGGCAGUUCAGGUUAGGAGCUCUGGAGACGGAUCUGAACAGAAAACGCUGUUUGGGGACACCACCAGGACAGAUGUGCACCAAUUGCGAUUCAGACAGUUCUGCUACCAGGAGGCUGACGGGCCCCGUGAAGUUUGCAGCCGACUCCACAAACUUUGCUGUCAGUGGCUGAAGCCAGAAAGACACACAAAAGUUCAGAUGCUGGACUUGGUGAUCCUGGAGCAGUUCCUGACCAUCCUGCCCCCAGAGCUGGAGAGUUGGGUCAGAGAAUGUGGAGUGGAGACCAGUUCCCAGGCGGUGGCCCUGGCAGAAGUUUUCCUCCUGAGCCAGGCAGAGGACAAGAAGCAGGAAGAGCAGCAGGAUUGGCUUCCAGUGCAGCAACUGGCAGCAGAAAUGGUGGGUGAUUUCUCUGAGGCAGAGAAGUCUCCAUUGGACACCAGAGAGACACCGCUCUUCAGGGGGAUCAUACAGGAGCAUGAUCAAGGUGUCACCUCUCUGGGCAGCAAAAAGACCCUUGUGCCUCAUUCCAGGCCUUCUCGUCUCUUUGAUGGAGGGGAUGCAGUUGCUGCUCCAUCACUGGAUCAGGGUCCAGUGAUCUUUGAGGAGGUGGCUGUGCAUUUCACAGAGGAGGAAUGGGCUCUGCUGGAUCCAGAGCAAAGAGCACUGCACAGGGAAGUCAUGGAGGAGACUUCUGAGCAUCUGGCCUCUCUGGGUGAUGAGAGGGGACAUGAGAGAGAGGGUGAAAGGUACAGGAGAAAAGCUGGAGGAAACUGGAAGGGGAGAGAGAAACCUGUUCCUUCCAAAGGGAGUGACUUGCCUGAUAUUCCAAUCCAACAAGAAUGUCACAAAGGAAACCAAAGGAAUAUAGUUCCUCUGCAUGCAGAAAUCUCAACUGGUAAGCCCAGAAAGCACCAAACAAGGUGCAUAGGGGAGAAACCAUAUCCAUGCUCAGUGUGUGGAAAGACUUUCAGAUGGAACUCAGAACUUACUAUACAUCAACGAAGUCACACAGGGGAGAGACCAUACCCAUGCUCAGUAUGUCCAAAGAGCUUCAAAAAGCGCUCAGCGCUUACUUCCCAUAAAAGAAUCCACACAGGGGAGAAACCAUAUCGAUGCUUGGUUUGUGGGAAAAGCUUCAGACUCAGUGGAAACCUUAGCGUACAUCAAACGAUUCACAGAGAAGAGAGACCAUAUCCAUGCUCAGUGUGUGGAAAGAGCUUCAAGAACACUGCAUACCUUAAUUCCCAUCAAAGAAUCCAUUCAGAAGAAAAAUAUUAUAAAUGCUCACAGUGUGGAAAAAGCUUCAGCCAGAGUUCAAGCCUUACUUCCCAUAAAAGAAUGCACACAGGAGAGAAACCAUAUUCAUGCUCAGUGUGUGCAAAGACCUUUAGGCAGCUCGCAGGCCUUACUUUCCAUCAACAAAUCCACACUGGGGAAAAGCCAUAUCAAUGCUCAGUGUGUGGAAAAAGCUUCAGCACCAGUACAAACCUUAAUGUGCACCAAUCAAUUCAUAGAGGAGAGAGACCAUAUCAAUGUUCAGUGUGUGGCAAGACUUUCAGGAACACCGCCCACCUCAAUUCCCAUCAAAGAACCCACUCAGAGGAGAAACCUUAUAAAUGCUCAGAGUGUGAAAAGUGCUUCAGGUCAGACUCAGAGCUUACUUGCCAUCAAAGAAUCCACACAGAUGAGAAACCAUAUCAAUGCUCAGAGUGCGGAAAGACCUGCAGACGGAGCUCAGAGCUUAUUGUCCAUCAAAGAAUCCACACGGGGGAGAAACCACAUUCAUGCUCCGUGUGUGGAAAGAGCUUCAGGCAGAGAUCAAGCCUUACUUCGCAUCAAAGAAUCCACACAGGGGAGAAACCAUACCAAUGUUCAGGGUGUGGAAAAAGCUUCAACAGCAGCACAGGACUUAUUCGCCACUAUAGAAGCCACACUGGAGAAAAACCAUAUCCAUGCUCAGUGUGUGGAAAGAGUUUCAAAAGCACCACACAUCUUAAUGCCCAUCAAAGAACCCACUCAGAAGAGAGACCAUACAAAUGCUCACAGUGUGGAAAGGGUUUCAAGAAGAGUGCAAGCCUUAUUUUGCAUCACAGAAUCCACACAGGAGAGAAACCAUAUGAAUGCUCAGUGUGUGGAAAGAGCUUCAGGAAUAAUGAAAACCUUUAUGUACAUCAAAGAAGCCACACAGGGGAGAAACCAUAUAAAUGCUCAGAAUGUGGAAAGAGCUUCAGUACUAGCAGCAACCUUACUAAACAUCGACGUCUUCACACAAGGUAGAAAGCAUUUAAUUGUUCAGGAUGAUGAAGCAGCUUGGUGUGGAGUACAGAAUUCCAUAUCCAAUGAUUAAAUUGUGUUACCUUGGCCUAUUUUUGGACUAUGCUGGACUAUGGAAACUUGUGAACUGAAAAGGAACAAUGGACCGGAAUCUAAACCAAAUAAAGAGAAAUAAAGGGAGAAAUCUAACAUUUUGCUGGAUACUAUGAAAACUCUAGCAGAGAAGCCAUACUUAGGCUAACUUUGCUUGAUGAAAGGGCCUCUGAGCAAGAAAGAGGCACAGCUUGGAUCCAUUUGGCCAAAGAGUGCUUAAAAAAGGAGAGGUUUUUAAAAAUGGUAUUAAGACAGCAUACUUUGAAAUAUAUCUUAGAAUUCACGACAUUGCAGUACCAUAUCAUUCCUGAAUAUGGAGUGAUAACAUUUAACAUUUUCUUAAAUGUUAGAGAGUAACAUUUAAGAAAAGUAUGUACCAAUCAACUUCCAUUAAGAAAAAGGGGAAAAAGAGGUGACAAAUAGAGUGGGAAUAUUCAGCCUUGACAUACUUGGUGGUUGCUUUCUCAUAGACUGACCACUUUUAGAAUAACCCUAAUCAUUAUUUCUUACAUUAUUGAUAGUAUCGUUUGUGAUUGAUUGGGGGUUACUCUAUGCUUUCCUGGGAUCUACCUUCCGUAGAGAGAUUGCUCUGAUCCCAAUUUAGGAGCCCGCUGCUCCUUCUAGGUAGGCUGCCACCAAUUGGAGACUGAUCUAAAGUCACUGAUCAGGCUCAGACAUGGCUUCAACAGCCCUAGAACUGUCUGACAGGACUUACAGGCACUGUACAACCAGAGUCCACACAACCUUGCUCUAGGAAAAAAAAAAGCAUAUUAAUCUAAAAACAAUUUAGUAGCACAUGACAUUACAAUGCAUAUGGGGAAGAGUUUUGCAAGUAACCCUCCAGAACCUUAAAACCAAAAAUGAAGCCACUUGUAAGUAUAUUAAAUUUAUUAAGAAAUAACAGUUGCACACAGAAUAAGGAGGUGGGGAAAUUGGGAAUACAGGAAGCAAUUUUAUUAUGUGUGUAUUGCAUCUGCAAGUUCUCAUCCAGCAGAGCUCCAGAUUCUUAGGGGUUUAACUCAAACCUCUUCUGUUACCGGAAACAAUGUCCCACUGUGACGCAUUCAAUGGAUUCUUUGAAGAUAAACUUUUUCACAUUCAGGAUGAUCCGAACAACAGUAUUUCUACAGGGCCAGCUAGUGGAGUGUCCAGCAAUCUAUUUCUCCUUGAUAUCAGUAUCAGGAAAUGGCAUUAGUCCCUUAAAUGCCUGCCUAAAGGCAGUAAUGGACUGGAUAAUAAACUGAAGCUGAAUCCACCCAAGCAUGAGGUGCUUAUUGUGGGAUGUAAUCUGCAAGAUGGGAUAGAACUUCCUCUUCUGGGCAAGGUUACAGUCCCCCAGAAAGAACAGGUUCGUUACUUGGGAGUGCUCUUGGACCCAGGGCUCACCCUGGUGCCUCAUGUUGAGGCUGUGGCCAGCAGUGCUUUUUGCCAGCUGCGAUUGAUUUGACAACUCCGCCCAUUCCUUGAGAAUGACCUGAAACCCGGUACACCAGCUGGUCACCUCCAGAUUGGACUACUGCAAUGUGCUCUAUGUAGGGCUGCCUUUGUACGUAUUUUGGGAAUUUCACUUAGUUCAAAAUGCAGCAGCCAGAUUGGUCUUUGGGGUAUCCCAGAGGUUUUUGGACAAAGUGCUGGUUAUUACCAUUAAAGCUCUGAAUGGCUUAGGUCAAGGUUAUCUGAAAGAGUGCCAUUCUCUACAAGAUCCCCACCGCUUAUUGAAAUCAUCAGGAGGGGUCCAUCUUUGUGUGCCACCAGUUCAUCCGAUGGUGAUCUGGGAUUGGGUCUUCUCUGUUGUUGCCCCUAGGUUGUGGGACAUGCUCCCUGUGGAUAUGAGCGUUGUCUUCCUUCAGAAGAGCCUUAAUGACCCAUCUUUUUAGUCUGGCUUUUAAUUUUAAUCUUGUUUUAAAUGAUUUUUUAUUUUAAUGUUA
Messenger RNA from Hemicordylus capensis (graceful crag lizard), 4617 nucleotides. RefSeq names its product zinc finger protein ZFP2-like. The transcript has 7 exons. Gene Ontology annotation, biological process: regulation of DNA-templated transcription. The record is from RefSeq and is a predicted model, not a curated record. The coding region runs from base 278 to 2599 and encodes 773 amino acids. Lineage: Eukaryota; Metazoa; Chordata; Lepidosauria; Squamata; Cordylidae.